AACAAUGUCAUACACAGACCUACAAGAUGUUAUGAAUGUUAAGGAGGAGACAACCAAAUUAGAAAACAGCCCAAUGGAUUUACAUAGGAAUUUUUACAUCAAACAAGAGUCCGAUGGUGUUGUGGAAGACAAACAAAAGAAGAAAGUAGAGUUGGAUCUGUAUGCAGAUCAUGAAAUCAAGGACGAGUUGGUCAUAGGACCAGUAGUGCAGCCUGUUGAUUUAGCUCAAGAAAAAUUUGUGCAGAAAACAUCUGAUGGCUUGAAUGUUGAUACUCACUCAUAUAAGUGUGAUAUAUGCAAUAAAAGUUUUACAAGAGAACAGAAACUUGAAAGUCAUAAAUUGACCCAUUCUGCUGAAAAGCCAUACAAAUGUGGCGGCUGUAACAAAUUUUUUGUCCAUAAAUCAAAUUUUGUUUCACAUUUAAAGACUCACACUGGAGAAAGAUCAUACAGGUGUGACAUAUGCAAUAAAUGUUUUACAGCAAAUCGGACACUUAAAAUUCAUAAAGUGACCCAUUUGAAGACUCAUAUUGGGGAAAAACCAUAUAAGUGUGAUAUAUGCAAUAAAAGUUUUGCAAGAAACAGGCAUUUCCAGCGUCAUGUAAUGCUCCAUACUGAGGAAAAAUCAUACAAAUGUGAUCACUGUAACAAACUUUUUGCCUACAAAUCACACAUUAAUAGACAUUUAAGGACUCAUACUGGGGAAAAACAGUACAAAUGUGAUUACUGUAACAAAUAUUUUGCCUAUAAAUCAAGCUUUGCUAUACAUUUUCGAUCUCAUACUGGAGAAAAACCGUACAAGUGUGAUUCAUGCAGUAAAUGUUUUACAACAAAUCGGACGCUUAAAUUUCAUAUUAUGACCCACACUGGCGAAAAACCAUACAAAUGUGACCACUGUAACAAAUGUUUUGCCUAUAAAUCAUGUAUUGUUAAACAUUUAAAGACUCAUACUGGAGAAAGACCUUACAAUACAUGUUUUACAAGAAAACUGACUCUUAAAACUCAUAAAAUGACUCAUUCUGGUGAAGAGAUGAGAGAGAUGGUUGUAGGCCCAAUGGUAUUGCAGCCUCCUGCUGUUGCUCAAGCAAAAUCUAUGCAAGUUGGUGAUGGGCAAGAACACAUUAAGAAGGAGCUGGAUCUGUAUGCUGGUCAUGAAAUCAAAGAUGAGUUGGUCAUAGGACCUGUAGUGUUGCAGCCUACUGGUAUAGGUCAAGCAAGAUGUGUGCAGAAUACACCUAAUGGGGUGAAUGUAGAUACUUGUCCAUCCAAGUGUGAUAUUUGCAGUUUUACGUUUCAUAAAAUAACUCAUACUAAAGAGAAGCCAUUCAAAUGUGAACAAUGUAAUGAAUCUUUUAAGUCUAAAGCAAGUUGUAAUAAACAUUUAAUUACUAAUACUGGAGAGAGACCAUACAAAUGUGAUCACUGUAACAAAUUUUUUACUUAUGAAUGAAAUUGUAUUCAGCAUUUAAAGACUCAUACUAGAGAGAAACCGUACAAGUGUGAUAUUUGCCAUAAACGUUUUACAAGAAAUAGUCAUCUCCAGCAACAUAUAAUGAUUCAUACUGGGGAAAAA
Hyposmocoma kahamanoa is the source of this 1573-nucleotide messenger RNA. Its product is annotated as zinc finger protein 184-like. Gene Ontology annotation, molecular function: RNA polymerase II cis-regulatory region sequence-specific DNA binding; DNA-binding transcription activator activity, RNA polymerase II-specific. Gene Ontology annotation, cellular component: nucleus. The record is from RefSeq and is a predicted model, not a curated record. Lineage: Eukaryota; Metazoa; Arthropoda; Insecta; Lepidoptera; Cosmopterigidae. Bases 5 to 1450 code for a protein of 481 amino acids. Gene Ontology annotation, biological process: regulation of transcription by RNA polymerase II. The transcript has a single exon.